AUGCUGCAAUUUGCUAUCUUUGACUACACAGGCCAAUGCGUCAGUGCAAACUGUGGUUGUUUUACUAUACACGAGGCAAAUAAUUUGCAUGUGUUAGGUUCAUUCUUGCAUCUGCUUGUUAGGUCGCGUUUGGCACCUGGAUUUUGUAGCCCUGAGUACCAAUUCUCUUCCACAAUGUUGAUCCGAUACUGUUCGAGUCUUAUUUGUUCCUCCAAGAUGGUCCAAUGUUCUGUCGCAGUUUCCAGGCUCCACACCGCUACUAUCCUUUCAGCUGUUACGGGGAUGCGGAAGAAGACCUAUGUUCGUGAUAAGCCGCAUAUGAAUAUCGGGACUAUCGGUCAUGUGGAUCAUGGGAAGACCACUCUUACUGCGGCCAUUACAAAGGUUUUGUCGGAGGAACAGAAAGGAAAGACUAUUUACAAGUCAUACGAGGAAAUUGAUGCCGCUCCCGAGGAGAGGAGACGUGGCAUUACAAUUAACGCUGCCGUGGUCGAUUACUCCACGGACAAGCGUCAUUAUGGUCAUACGGAUUGUCCUGGACAUGCUGAUUACAUCAAGAACAUGAUCACCGGGGCUAAUCAAAUGGAAUGCGCCAUCAUUGUGGUUGCAGCUACCGAUGGAACAAUGCCUCAAACCCGUGAACACCUCCUGCUUGCAAAACAGAUUGGAAUUGAGAACAUUGUCGUUUUCAUCAACAAAGCUGAUGCUGCCGAUGCUGAGAUGUUGGAACUCGUUGAGCUGGAAAUCCGUGAUACCCUUAAGCAAUAUGGGUUCGAUGGUGACAACACUCCGGUAGUUAGUGGAUCGGCUCUUUAUGCUUUGGAAGACAAGGACCCAGCUAUUGGCCGUGAGAAAAUUAUUGAACUACUGAAGGUGAUUGACGAGGUGCCAAUGCCUAAGCGUGACCUGGAUAAACCGUUUCUUCUUCCAAUUGAACAGGUUUUCACAAUCACAGGUCGUGGAACAGUUGCGACCGGUAGCAUUAAGCGCGGGAAAGUGAAGUUGCAAGACCAAGUAGAAAUGAUAGGCUAUAACAAAACACUGAAAUCCACGGUUACCGGGAUUGAGAUGUUCCAUCAGAUGAUGGAAUACGGUGAAGCCGGUGACCAGGUCGGUAUUCUGCUUCGCGGUAUCAAACGUGAUGAGAUUCGGCGUGGAAUGGCGAUUAUUGCUCCAAAAUCAGCUACCAUUCACAACUACUUUAAGGCCCAGGUUUACAUGCUUUCGAAAAAGGAGGGUGGUCGGGAGAAGCCAUUCACAACCAACUUUCAGAUGCAGAUCUUCAGCAUGUCAUGGGACUGUCCAGCUUUUCUUCAGUUGGAAGAGGGUCGGGAACUACUAAUGCCCGGGGAGGACGCUACCAUCAAGCUGCACAUGCAAAAGAAAAUGUUCCUAGAGCCCGGUCAGCGCUUCACUAUUCGCUCCACUGGCUCGACAAUGGGCUAUGGCGUGGUUUCCGAACUCCUUCCUGACCCUGGAUUGGGGAAAUGGGCCGAGUAG
Molecule: messenger RNA, 1500 nt
Organism: Echinococcus granulosus
Lineage: Eukaryota; Metazoa; Platyhelminthes; Cestoda; Cyclophyllidea; Taeniidae
Product: Elongation factor Tu
Exons: 9
Coding region: 1-1500 (499 amino acids)
Biological process (GO): mitochondrial translational elongation
Cellular component (GO): mitochondrion
Molecular function (GO): GTP binding; GTPase activity; translation elongation factor activity
Source: RefSeq, a predicted model, not a curated record